Schistocerca cancellata (South American locust) is the source of this 736-nucleotide messenger RNA. RefSeq names its product NADH dehydrogenase [ubiquinone] 1 beta subcomplex subunit 5, mitochondrial (gene ND-SGDH). The record is from RefSeq and is a predicted model, not a curated record. The transcript has 4 exons. Lineage: Eukaryota; Metazoa; Arthropoda; Insecta; Orthoptera; Acrididae. The coding region runs from base 76 to 633 and encodes 185 amino acids.
GCCCGACAGAUGUUUGAUGCUUUGUACAAGGAGGUGAUUGUGUGGGAGUAAAUACGAUACGGAAAAGAAAACGGGAUGGUGGUUUGGAGUUCGUUGAGUACAGCUCUGUUGAGAGUAAGACCGAACAUAGUGCCAGCAACAAGUUCUGCCCUAAAGAAUUUUAACAGUGUUCCAAUAAGAUGCAUGAGUGGACAUGGCCCAAGAACAAUGCCACUUCAGCCAUCUCGUUUCCAGUGGAAUAAAUACAAGGAUUUACUACACUUUUACAUAUUCCUUGGAGCAAUACCAGUUGGUUUAAUUAUUUUCUUUACGAACGUGUUUGUUGGUCCUGCUACACUUGCAGAAAUCCCCGAAGGUUAUGAACCAAAACAUUGGGAAUAUUUCAGGCACCCUAUUACACGAUUUCUUGCACGGUACUUAUUUCCAAAUCCGCAACAAGAAUAUGAAAAAUUCCUUCAUUAUUCUUAUGAAGAGGAUGAGAAAGCCAAGAUAAGGAAACUUGAAAAAGAAAUCAAAGCCAAGAUGGCAGAGAGAAGUGAUUACCAAGCGUAUUACUAUCGGCCUGCAAUUGCUAAAUAUCACCGCAUCUCUAAAGAAGCAUCUAAUUAUCUGGAGUCUUUAAGAGGAGAUUAGUUAUUGAAGAAAUGCAGAAUUUUUUGUAGCAUAUUGCUAGUGUAUAUAUGGAAUGAUUUCUGAAUCAAUUUACUUGUACAAAUAUAUUAUUUAUAAAACAUUG